Messenger RNA from Exophiala oligosperma, 1742 nucleotides. RefSeq lists its product as uncharacterized. Gene Ontology annotation, biological process: protein deubiquitination. Gene Ontology annotation, molecular function: cysteine-type deubiquitinase activity. NCBI's taxonomy places the organism in Eukaryota, Fungi, Ascomycota, Eurotiomycetes, Chaetothyriales, Herpotrichiellaceae. The transcript has a single exon. The coding region runs from base 302 to 1195 and encodes 297 amino acids. The record is from RefSeq and is a predicted model, not a curated record.
UUGAUUGAUUGAUGGCUCGUUUGAUGGCUUGAUCGAUUGACUGAUCGAUGCCAGAGUGGAAUUUCUACGCAAAUCUCAGUCAAUUGUUUCACUCGCGGAACCUCAUUCUUGCAGCGGGCGCUCCGCAACCUGGCUACUGAUGACCAAUCUGGAUGCAUGCAUGUUGAUGUAGGCCCGUCUAAGAGGGCCGGUUUUGAGGUUGGUGUGAAACCAGUAACUGUAGAUUGAUAUCCACCAGGCCACAUUCCUAGUGCCAUAUUAAAACGACAAAGUGCCUUGCGCAACCCACAUUGUCGACAUCAUGGAAGAGCUCUUGACAAAACACCGUAAAGAAAAACGGGAUCUGCAAGCUAGAAUCACUCAGAAGAAGAAAAAUGCUACCAAGAAAACGAGGAAAGGAGUCAAUGACGAAUGUGAACGAUUGGAGAGAGAGUUGGCCGAAAACCAGCAGGCCGAGAUCGAUGCUUUGGAACCCAGAGACGAGCAGUUAGAGUUGGCUGUUGACGACCUGACGCUCGAGGGGCCUGUCAAAGAGGACGCUACUGUGACCGAGUCUGAUGGACCCGAGACAAUCUCAGACAUAGCCAACAGUUCUCCCUCUGUUGGGCAGUCACGACAAAAGAAACCAAACCGACAAAAAGCAAGACUGGCGCGAAGAGCGGCCGAGCAGGAGGCUCAAGCUGCUGCGGCCGCAGAAGAAGCGCAAAAUAUGCCUGACCGACGAGAACAGGAAAUGGCGGCAAUGAAGAAACAAAUGGAUGCCAGGGGUCUGGUGGAAACUAUGAUCCGUCCUGAUGGACAUUGUCUCUUCUCCGCGUGUGCGCACAGUAUGCCGGCGGACCAAAUCGCAAAGUCAGGGCCGAAACAAGAACCUUACCAGAACGUAAGAUACGCGGCGGCAGAGUUCAUGAAGGCACACCCCGACGACUUUGCGGCGUUUAUGGAAGAACCACUCGACUCGUACGUGGCGCGGAUAAGAGAUAGUGCUGAAUGGGGAGGCGAACUCGAGUUACAGGCAAUUGCACGAGCAUACAACAUCAACAUCAACGUGGUGCGAGCCGAUGGCCGCGUUGAGAAGAUCGGCUCAGGAUCUGACAAAACGGACGAUUCAACCGACGUGUGGCUCGCAUACUAUCAACACAGUUUUGGCCUCGGUGAACAUUACAACGCUCUCAAAAAGACCGAUGCAGCUUAGGAUCGUCAAAGGUGUGGCAUUGGAAGAUCGGAACGACUGUUAACAUGUUGGGACACGCCUCUCCCCUCUGCCUAUCAUCGAUGUCUCCAGACCGAGAUCCAAUCUUGCACGUUACCCUCCGUGUCUUUGCCUAUUUGGUGCGUAUCAGCAGGGUGCCAGUGGCCCACUCGCUCAAGACCUCCUGGACUCGAUGGUGCCAAUGGGUUCAUCAUGACGUUGCCCUCUGCGUCAUACUUGACUUCCUCCCCUGGAUGACUCAAGUGCUCGAGGUACGCCUUUGGAGGAGACGCAAAAGGAGGGCCGCCCGCUUGAGCAGGCUUGUUGGUGGGAAAUUCCAAACAAACCAGAUUAGCUUGAGGAUCAGGACGCAGAAGUUGCGACAUCCUCUUGGCCCAAGCUGAUCUCAUGGGUGGUUGCAUCGCGCAGAAGAACUAGAAAUUAGAUGUGAGCAGCUGAUACCUGGUUGCCACUUCGUCGAAUUUAACAAGCCAAAUGCCAAUCCACUUACAGUAUAGUCAUAGAUCAAAUCGAACUUGGUAUCUUUGUC